GCAAUUAGCUAAGAAAGAGCAAUAAUUAAAAAAUUACAUGCUGCAACAGCUGGCAGCACGUUUUAAGAAUAUAAGCCAAACUUCUCACCUAAAUAUUUCCGCAGUUUUACGUGAGGGUUGGUGAUCGACGUUGUUGCAAUGGCCGCCUCAGAUUUGGGAAAGGAACAAAUUGCUCUGCUGAAAAAGGCAUUCGAUACCUUCGACGUAGAGAAAAAGGGCAGUAUCGGAACGGUAAUGAUCGGUACGAUCCUAAAUAUGUUGGGAAUAAACGUCACCGAUAAGAUGUUAGAGGAAAUUAUCGCGGAAGUGGACGAGGAUGGGUCUGGUGAGUUGGAGUUUGAGGAGUUUUGUACGUUGGCGGCGAGGUUUAUGGUUGAGGAGGACGCGGAAGCUUUACAGGCCGAGCUUAAGGAAGCGUUUCGAUUAUAUGAUAAAGAGGGGAACGGAUACAUAUCGACUGAUGUGCUUAAAGAGAUCAUUAAAGAGCUAGAUGACAAAAUCACGCCCGAGGAAUUAGACGGAAUGAUUAAGGAAAUUGAUUCAGACGGUUCGGGAACAGUCGAUUUUGAUGAAUUUAUGGAAGUCAUGACUGGCGGCGAUGACUAAAAAUAAUUUGGUCAAUUUCCAAAUCUAAACGUACGUAUUACUUCCUCCUCUGUAAACCAAUACCUAUGUGUAAAUUAAUUUAAGAAAUAUACGUUUAUAUUUGU
Messenger RNA from Photinus pyralis (common eastern firefly), 710 nucleotides. RefSeq names its product troponin C, isoallergen Bla g 6.0201-like. Gene Ontology annotation, molecular function: enzyme regulator activity; calcium ion binding. The transcript is spliced from 6 exons. NCBI's taxonomy places the organism in Eukaryota, Metazoa, Arthropoda, Insecta, Coleoptera, Lampyridae. The record is from RefSeq and is a predicted model, not a curated record. The coding region runs from base 139 to 606 and encodes 155 amino acids.